AUGAGAGUGCGCCUGUCAGGCUGGCACCCACAGCUUGGACCACCAAGAAUUCGUCUCUUACAACGAAGCUUUUCCACCGUCAAGUCCGUCAAUACCGCUGAGACGCCUUUUGAUUCUGUAGAUAUCACAGAAUUCAGAGAAAAUGCAUUCAAACCGGGGCAGCCUAUGCAUUUCAGAUGUCGCAAGGAAUCGAGGAAUCAGACACCUCUUCCAGCGUCAUCAAAAUGGUUCAAGCAAAAUGAAUCAAUUCAACCCCUAACCUCACAGUCGCCGCCAUCAAUUGAACUUGCGCCGUAUUUGACACAAUUUUCUCAUCAUCUAUUUCCUUAUGAACUUAUAUCCCCGCAGCUCUCCGAUGAAACGGGUCUUGUUAUCGACACAAUCAGCCAAUUUCUCACCUGGCUCGCCUCAAGCUCUGAUCCCAUGGGGGCUGUGCUAGCCGGUAUUGUCCAUGCCGCUGCCCACCCUAACGCCACGGAACCGAAAUUCUCUUCCUUCAGUGCACCCCUACUACUACUUUUGAAGGCUGCCGAGUUCAAUACUCUACACGACAAGAAAAUCAAGCAACUUUAUAUCGCCCAAGCUCAACUGCCUGAUCUGCCUUCAGAACUGCAGGAGGAUCUUCCUCCCCCUCUCAUCGUGCGAGAGGCUGGCAAGGGCGAUAUUUACAACUCGAGCAUAUGGCUUGGGCUGGAGCCGACAUACACGCCGCUCCAUCGCGAUCCGAACCCUAAUCUCUUCUGCCAACUUGUAGGCAAAAAGAUUAUAAGACUGCUACCGCCAAUGUCUGGUGACCGCCUUUACCGACGAGUACAAACGCAGAUACAGCAGUCCGGUAGUAGCCGCAUUAGGACGUCUGAGAUGAUGGAGGGUCGGGAGAGGCUUGUUAUGAACACCGCCAUCUGGGGCAUGGAAGGCCCAGAGGAUAUAAUUGAGGCAAGAUUGGACUCAGGCGACGCCUUGUUCAUACCAAUGGGUUGGUGGCAUAGUGUAAAAAGUGGACAUCACGAUGGGCGAUUAAAUGCGUCCGUCAACUGGUGGUUUCGUUAG
Molecule: messenger RNA, 1050 nt
Organism: Colletotrichum truncatum
Lineage: Eukaryota; Fungi; Ascomycota; Sordariomycetes; Glomerellales; Glomerellaceae
Product: JmjC domain-containing protein
Molecular function (GO): 2-oxoglutarate-dependent dioxygenase activity
Source: RefSeq, a predicted model, not a curated record